Messenger RNA from Stegastes partitus (bicolor damselfish), 5567 nucleotides. RefSeq names its product eukaryotic translation initiation factor 2 alpha kinase 4 (gene eif2ak4). Lineage: Eukaryota; Metazoa; Chordata; Actinopteri; Pomacentridae. Gene Ontology annotation, cellular component: cytoplasm; nucleus. The coding region runs from base 221 to 5191 and encodes 1656 amino acids. Gene Ontology annotation, molecular function: eukaryotic translation initiation factor 2alpha kinase activity; protein binding; ATP binding. The transcript is spliced from 39 exons. The record is from RefSeq and is a predicted model, not a curated record. Gene Ontology annotation, biological process: DNA damage checkpoint signaling; regulation of translational initiation by eIF2 alpha phosphorylation.
ACAUCCUGUAACAGUCAUGCGCAAGUCGCAGCGCAGUUGUGGUGGCAUGUCGACCGUGUGGCAAGUUGGCGGAUACCGAGUAACGUUAGUUCCUGACAGCGAGCUGUACUUCUGGUAAAGUUUGCGCGUCCACGGAGUGAGAGGAGCGGCGUCCUGCUCGCUGUCUGACGGCUGUGGGUGACACAGGACCGCGGGACUGCCAUGUAGCUGAGGCAGAAGAAUGAGCAGUCAGCACACUCCAACAGACUGGACAGACGACUACACUGUGCAGCAGGAAAAUGAACUAGAAGCUCUCGCGUCUAUAUUUGGAGAUGACUUCCAGGAUCUGCGGAACAAGGAUCCGUGGAAGGUUAAAAGGCCUCCAGAGGUGCACCUCUGCCUGCGACCCAACGGGCUCAACAAUGGGCAGGAAUGCUACGUGGCUGUGGACCUGCAGGUCAAAUGUGCCCCCACAUACCCAGACGUUCCUCCAGAGCUGGAGCUGAAGAAUGCCAAAGGCCUGUCCAACGAAAACCUCCAGAAUCUCCAGAGUGAACUCAACAAGCUGGCAGUGGUGCGAUGUGGGGAGGUGAUGAUUUACGAACUGGCAGACCACAUCCAGGGCUUCCUGAGCGAGCACAACAAGCCUCCUUCCAGUUCCUUCCACGAGGAGAUGCUGAAGAACCAGCGCAAGCAGCAGGAGAAACGAGCCGAGGAGGAGCAGCGGAGGAUGGACCAGCGGCGCAAGCAGGAGGAGGAGAUGGAAAAAGAGAUCAUGGCUGUAAUCCAAAAAAGAGAGGACGACAAGCGAGAGGAAAAGAGAAGAAAGGAAAUCGCCAAACAGGAGCUACUUGAGAGCAUAGAACAGUCGGCCUCUGUGUUGGGGAAGAGCCCCCCCAGCCCUGGUGGAGCAACUCCUGAACUGAACGAAGCUAGAAAAGCAGUUGGUAACCGCCGUCGGACUACCUCAAAUACACGCCACAGACGUGACACAAUUAAUGAAGACAACCAUCGAUCACAGGAGCCUCUUCACUUCAACAGCAGCACUUUUGGGGAACUUGUUGUAUACAGAGGGAAAAGUUUAGGUGUAAGUGAGCGGCUCAACCGUAGUGUUUAUUGUGGAUUCGAGGUAAACUCUGGAGACUUUGCUGUGAUCUAUGAGUGGUCGCUGCGCUGGAACAAGACGAUGGGCAAGUUCUUCACCAGCCAGGAGAAAGGAAAGAUUGAGAACUGCAAAAAGCAGAUCCACGGGGCAGAGAAUGAGUUCAACUCCCUCCUGCGGCUGGAUCAUCCAAACUUGGUGCACUACAUGGCGCUGAGCUCCACAGAGAAGGAGGACUGCCUGGUGGUGAACGUGUUGGUGGAGCAUGUGGCUGGGAUCAACUUGAACCAAAGCCUGAACACCCACACCCCGGUCCCUCUGGAUAAACUCUGCCAUUACACGGCCCAGCUGCUGGCCGCUCUCGACUACCUUCACUCCAACUCUGUGGUGCACAAACAGCUGGGGCCCUCCAGCGUGCUGGUGGACUCUGAGGGCAACAUUCGACUGACGGAUUACAGCUUAUCGAAGCGAUUUGCAGAUAUCUGCAAAGAAGACAUUUUCGAGCAAGCUCACGUGCGUUUCUCUGAGGAUACGGCGAUGCCGACCAAAACGGGCAAAAAGGGGGACGUGUGGAACCUGGGACUGAUGCUGCUGGCUCUGAGCCAGGGGAAAGAAGUGAAGGAGUAUCCAGUGACGGUGCCAUCCAGCCUGCCUGCUGACUUCCAGGAUUUCCUUCACAAGUGUGUUUGCCUGAACGAUGCUGAGCGUUGGACAACUCAGCAGCUCUUGGAUCACUCGUUCCUCAAACCUCCUUCCCCUAAAAACCUGCCACAGUACCAAGAGACCAGCCCAGAAGAUCUGGCUGUGGACUUUGCGUCAUCAGUCAUCCCCCGGAGCCACAUCCUCAAUGCUCCGUUCAGUUCAGGGCUGCAGAGGCAGUUUUCUCGCUAUUUCAAUGAGUUUGAAGAACUGCAGCUUUUGGGAAAAGGAGCCUUUGGUGCUGUAAUUAAGGUUCAGAACAAACUAGACGGUUGCUACUAUGCUGUGAAGCGCAUCCAGGUCAACCCAACCAGCAAGCAGUUCAGGCGGAUCAAAGGCGAGGUGACGCUGCUCUCGCGCCUGAACCAUGAGAACAUCGUCCGCUAUUACAACGCGUGGAUCGAGCGGCACGAGACGCCCUCCAUCGGUGUGCUGAGCAACACGGACAGCUCUGAGCCUCAGAGCACAGCUGAGAAACCUCCUCAGUGCAGAGAUCCGCCGCGACGCCUCAAUGAGCUUGGCCUUCCCGACAACGUGGAGGACGUUGCGCCGCCUCCGGCCCUGUCGAGCUCCGUGGAGUGGUCCACCUCCAUUGAGAGAUCCUCCAGCGCCAAGUGCAGCGGACACCAGUCGAGUGAUGAUGAGGAUGAUGAGGACGAUGAUGAGGAAGAUGUAUUUGGUGCCUCUUUUAUGCCUUCUGAUAGUGACUCCAGGAGUGACAUCAUCUUUGAUAACGGGGAUGAAAGUAUAGACGAGAUGUCACAGAUUGAGCCAAGCAAAAGAGCAGUGACUGACACGACGGAGAGCACAGACUCUGACCGAAAUCUCAUUAUCGCCCAUUACUUGUACAUACAAAUGGAAUACUGUGAAAAGAGCACUUUAAGAGACACUAUAGAUCACGGCCUGCACCAGGACCAGAAUCGGUUAUGGAGACUAUUCAGAGAGAUACUGGAUGGCCUUACUUACAUCCACGAUCAGGGCAUGAUUCACAGGGACUUGAAGCCUGUCAACAUCUUCCUCGACUCCCAGGACCAUGUGAAAAUUGGAGACUUUGGCCUGGCUACAGACCAUCCUGCUAAUGUGGCUGCAGGCAAAUUUGAGUUGGAGGAGACUGGCUCUGCAGCGAUGCCCAAACCAGACCCUACAGGUAACAUGACAGGCAUGGUUGGUACUGCCCUCUAUGUCAGCCCAGAGGUUCAAGGAAAUACCAAAGCCACCUACAACCAAAAAGUUGACCUGUUUAGCCUGGGCAUCAUCCUGUUUGAGAUGUCCUACCGGCCCAUGACCACUGGAGCCGAACGCAUCACUGUCCUGAGCCAGCUACGAGUGGAGCCCAUAUGCUUCCCAGAGGACUACGCUACAUACGGGCAAGGAACACAGAAAAAGGUGAUAGAGUGGCUCCUGAAACACGAUCCGGCCCUUCGGCCCACCGCCCAGGAGCUGCUGAAGAGCGAGCUGCUGCCUCCGCCUCAGCUGGAGGAGUCGGAGCUGCAUGAGGUGCUGCAGCACACCAUGGCCAAUGUCAACGGCAAGGCCUACCGCACCAUGGUGGGCCAGCUGUUCGCCCAGAACACCACACCAGUCAUGGACUUCACCUAUGACAUAGACAUGUACAAGGGCAGCUUCAGCUUCAACGGCGCCAAAUUGCAGCAGCAUGUGUAUGAAACAAUCACCAAGAUCUUCAAGAAGCACGGUGCGGUGCGUCUCCAGACCCCGCUGUUCCUCCCCAGAAACAGGAAGCUGUACGAUGGCAGCGAGCUGGCCUGCUUCAUGGACCACAGCGGAAUGCUGGUUACACUGCCCUAUGACCUCCGCAUGGCGUUUGCAAGAUACGUUGCCCGAAAUAACAUAACCCACCUGAAGAGGUAUAGCAUUGAGCGCGUGUUCCGCCCCAGGAAGCUGGAUCGCGCUCACCCGAGGGAGCUUCUGGAGUGCGCCUUCGACAUCAUCACACCUGUCACCAACAGCCUCCUCCCUGAUGCAGAGACCAUUUACACCAUCUCUGAAAUAGUCCAGGAGUUCCCUGCACUUCAGGAAAGGAACUAUAACAUCUACCUAAACCACACCAGCCUGUUGAAGGCCAUCCUGCUCCACAGCGGGGUCCCGGAGGACAAGCUGAGCCAGGCUUCCAACAUACUGUGUGACGCCAUGUGUGAAAAGCUGACCAAACGUGAGAUGGAGGCAAAGUUCUGCAACUUUUCACUGUCAACCAGCAGUUUGCAGACGUUGUACAAGUACAUAGAACAGAAGGGAAAUCUGCAAGACCUGGCGCCGCUGCUGGCAUCACUCACCAAACAGAAAACGGCCGUCACACAGCUGGCCAAGCAGGGUCUCAAGGACCUGGAGGAGCUCACCGUGCUUCUGCGUAGACUCGGAGUCAAAAUGAGGGUGGUGGUCAACUUAGGCUUAGUGUACAAGGUGCAGCACCACUCUGGAGUCAUCUUCCAGUUUGUGGCUUUCAUCAGGAAACGCAAGCGAACCGUGCCAGAUAUAGUGGCUGCUGGAGGACGCUAUGACCACUUGAUCGUUGAAUUCCGAGGGCCAGCUUCCACAGUGCCUGUUCCCAGUGCGGUGGGGGCCAGUGUCGCCCUGGACAAAGUCUGCGCCGCUAUGGCCAGCAUGGAGGAGCCACCAACAGUGAGCUCCUGCGAUGCACUGGUGGUCCCAGUGGGUCACUCCUCAAUGUCCAGAGCCAUCAAUGUUGUCCAGAAGCUGUGGAGCACUGGUGUGUCUGCCGACAUCGCCUACGAUGUCUCACAGUCUCAGGAAACGCUGUUGGACCACUGCAGGCUGGCCGGCAUCACAUGCAUGGCCCUCGUCUCCGACAAAGAGGGACAGUAUGUGAAGGUAAAAUCCUUUGAGAAGGACAGACAGUCCGAGAAACGAAUUCUUGAGUCGGACUUGGUGGACCACAUCAUUCAGAAAUGUCGGACCAAAUUCUUUGAUGAGAGAUACAUCAGAGAAAUCUCUGAAACCAUGACUCUCCAGAACCCCAAAGGAUCCCAGCUCAACAACACAGGCUCUUCAGAGCAACAUGGAAGUGGCAGCACCACCAACAUGAACGUGAACGUCAUCAGCCCAGAGAAAGUUUCUUCGAGUGCUCGACGACGAUAUGAGACUCAGAUCCAAACCAGAUUACAGAAUCUCAGUAGCAAUUUGCAGAACAAGAGCAAUGACAUUGAGGUUCUGGCAGUGGACCUGCAGAAGGAAACGUUGAUCAACUUCCUGUCUUUGGAGUUUGAGAGUGAAGAGCAGUUCAACAGCAGCGUGAAGACUCUGUUGUCUCGUCUCCCCAAGCAGCGCUACCUGAAGUCCAUCUGCGAUGAGAUCCACCACUUCAAGAUUGCAAAAAGGGUGGCUGUGGUGGUUUUGUACAGCUACAAGGACGACUACUACAAGAUCCUUCUGUGAAAACCAAGGAGUUCCGCCGGCCUGGGAGAUAUUCCGCCUUGUUUGAUGUUCAGUCGACUCCCAGAGACUGUUUUUAAUCCUUGGACUUGCAGAGACUGCUUGAAGAUUGACAGAUCUAUACCUUUUCUAUCUACGAAAGUGUGAGCCCCAAAGAAACAGGUGAUUUUUUUGUUACAAUCUUAAAUGGUACUUCAGCCUUUAGAGCAAAGCCCGGUAACUUUCCCCAAAGCCUCUCUGUGUUUUGUGGUCGAGUGGACUUCAUUGCCUUAAUAGAACCUGAGAGUUUGAAAGAGAAAGGGCUUUUUAUCGAAGAUUAUUUGUUUUACAUUUCUAGUUCGCAGCAAGAUGAAUAGAAGGAAUAAAUCACUUUUUCCCA